GGGCGGGAUCUCACGCGAUCACAUGGAACCCCAUUCAUGUAUGAUUUACGUACUUUUCUGUCGUAUCCAAAUGAAACGGGUCCUUUAUUUCCGAAAAUCUUACUUGGGAAUGAAAUUGAGUCUCCAGGAUCAGCUGUGGCCGGCGUCUUGUUCUAAUAAACAAGUAAUGAACCUCAGAAACAGAUGAAGAAUGGAGGGAAUCCUAUUCAAGUGGACAAAUUACAUAAGUGGUUGGCAGCCUCGCUGGUUUGUACUGGAAGGAGGGACUUUGUCCUACUAUGACUCGCAAGAGGAUUCCUGGAAAGGAUGCAAGGGAAGCAUCAAAAUCUCAGUGUGUGAAAUACAAGUCCACUCCUCUGACUUCACACGGGUUGACCUGACCAUCCCUGGAGAACAGUACUUCUACCUCCGAGCCAUCAACGCAGCGGAGAGGCAGAAAUGGCUGGUCGCAUUGGGAUCUGCAAAGGCCUGCCUCACAGACAACCGAACCAAGAGAGAGAAAGAGCACCAGGAGAACACAGAGGCUCUUAAGACCAAGAUGUCAGAGUUGAGGCUGUACUGUGACCUUCUGCUCCAGCAAGUUAACCAGAUCAAGGACAGUGAGGAGACUGAGGAGGCUGGGGAGAACCCUGGCACCAUGGUGAAAUCUACAUGCACCACCUUCAUCAAGACGUUGGAGGAGUGCAUGCUGAUCGCCAACCGCACCUUCAGCUCAGACCAGGCCACAAAAACCCCACCCGGGUCACCUCCCGUGGCAACCAUCAAACCCCAGAAGGUCAAACCUGUCAAUCAAUCAAAUCAGGAAAAACACAGGGAGUGUAAAGAAAUCUCAGGAGGAUCUGUAACACAUGACAACCAGAGCCUUGACUCUGGAGCAGAGGGACCAGACCAACGAGACGGACCAGACACGCUCCCUGAGAGAACCACCCAAACACCCCCAACAGAAAAUAGCCCAGUCGGCAGGGACCCCCAGGGCCCAGAGGAGUCUGCAGUGGAAGAGGAGGCCACUACCCAAACCACCCACACAAACCCUGACCCAGAACACACCGACCAACCAGCACAGCAGGAAGAGGAGGAGGAGGAGGAAUUCAAAGAGGUGGAGCAGGAAAUGAGCAACGCCCAAGAAGAAGAGAAACAGGAAGUGACCCAGAACCAACAGGAAGCUGUCACUGACCAAGAGGAAGCCAAGCUGGAGGAGGAGCAGCCUGCCCAGCCACAGGGAGAAGAAGAGGAGACAGAGCAGGUGGACACAUUCUUCAGUACGAUGAGUCACAGAUUUAGUGAUAUAAGACUGGACGGUGACAGUGGUAUUCCUACACAAGCCUUUCUGGACUCAUGCUAUGCAAUAGUGCCUGUAUUAGACAAACUAGGAUCCACAGUAUUUGGUCCAGUAAAAAUGGAUUUUACAGGCAACAUCAAGAAGAUCCACCAGAAGCUGUCGUCGGACCCGGGCAGCUUCCCCACACUGCAGACCAUAGUGCUCCACGAGGUGCAGACCGGCGUGGCCCGCGUCCGCAACUCAGCCACCGAGGCCCUGCUGUGGCUCAAACGAGGACUCAAGUUCCUCAAGGAGUUCCUGUCCCUGGUCAACUCUGGGGAAAGGGAUAUCCCCGGAGCGCUGGGUAAUGCUUAUGGACGGAGUCUGCGGCAGUAUCAUGGAUGGGUUGUGCGAGGUGUAUUUGCUCUGGCCCUCCGAGCAGCGCCAUCAUACAGCAGCUUCGCGGCGGCUCUGGUGUCCAGAGAGGGGGAGGAACUGAAAGAAGGAUUCAACACAGGCAUGCACCGGGACCUGGGGGUCUACCUGCCUGCCAUGGAGAAACAACUGGCUAUCCUGGAUGCCCUGUAUGAAGAAUACAACCUGGAGUCAGAUGAGGUGGUCUGAGAGGAGGAGACGAGAUCCCGACUGGUGGUCUGAGAGGAGGAGACGAGAUCCCGACUGGUGGUCUGAGAGGAGGAGACGAGAUCCCGACUGGUGGUCUGAGAGGAGGAGACGAGAUCCCGACUGGUGGUCUGAGAGGAGGAGACGAGAUCCCAACUGGUGGUCUGAGAGGAGGAGACGAGAUCCCAACUGGUGGCCUGAGAGGGGCACUACCAGAGGAGGAAGAGAGCCCUCAGACUCAGACCAUCUGGGAUACACUGACGAAGGAGGAGGAGGAAGUGGAGGAGGUAGAAGAGGAGAGCCCGGUCUGAGCCGCCGCAGCAGAGCGGUGGCUCUGGUGUACUUGAUGUAGUGUACAGUACUUUAGACUCAGGCUCUUUUCCCUCCUGUGACUUCCAUUAUGAACAGCUGCACCAUUGGUGGCUGAGAUUGCACAAAUAUGGACUUGUACUUUAAAUUGAGGCUGAUAUUGUUAUUAUUGACAGCAUUAUUUGACAGCCUACAUAGGCUGCAUGUAAUGAACUGCACACAACACUGAAGAGUAUAAUGUAGCGGUGUUAGUAUUGAUCCCUGCUGAACUCCUACACCAAUAUACUGUACAUGGAUGACCUGCGUACCACCACCAAGCCACCUCCUCCCUCCCUCCAGAACCAACCUCCUCCCUCCCUCCAGAACCAACCUCCUCCCUCCCUCCAGAACCAACCUCCUCCCUCCCUCCAGAACCAACCUCCUCCCUCCCUCCAGAACCAACCUCCUCCCUCCCUCCAGAACCAACCUCCUCCCUCCCUCCAGAACCAUUCUCAUUCUCUCACAUUGUCUCAUCUACAAAUGUAUUGUUUACCAAGUGACAUGAACUAUUAUUUUCCUCAUUAUCCUAAUCAUUUAAAUGUAGUCUUUAUGAGUAACUUAUGGAAUAAACCAUGUUCUAUAUGGAUGGAAAUGUCGAUGUUUUAAUGUAUAGGGUUCGACUGAGGUGCCAACUGAAGUGGAAUAUAUAGCAAGGCCUUGAUUCAAAAUGUAUUAACAAUCAUGAUGGAUAGAUUGUUAUUGUCUUCUAUUAGCUGACUUUCCUCUCUGUGACUGAUGAUGUGGGUUAAGAAUAAUACAACGGUGAUCAUCAUAGAGGCAGUCUAACUUUGGCCUCUUAGUUCUGGACAUGAAUUCAGUCUUGUUAUAGAUGCACUGAACCAUUUGGACAAAGCAGGAAUAUCUGACCGAUGUGCAAUAGGCUGAUUCCUGGUUGUGAAUCAUUUCUAGUGUUUAUGCUAAUGUUUUUGUAUCUCACAAUUUCAGAACACAUUUUAUACGAAUGUACAUAAGAUGGCAUUUUUACAUAUGUAUUAAACUUGAUGAAAUCAU
Molecule: messenger RNA, 3238 nt
Organism: Oncorhynchus kisutch (coho salmon)
Lineage: Eukaryota; Metazoa; Chordata; Actinopteri; Salmoniformes; Salmonidae
Product: pleckstrin homology domain-containing family A member 8
Exons: 14
Coding region: 191-1882 (563 amino acids)
Biological process (GO): ceramide transport; intermembrane lipid transfer
Cellular component (GO): membrane; cytosol; cytoplasm
Molecular function (GO): ceramide 1-phosphate transfer activity; ceramide 1-phosphate binding
Source: RefSeq, a predicted model, not a curated record